Messenger RNA from Helicoverpa zea (corn earworm), 2339 nucleotides. Its product is annotated as protein amalgam-like. The record is from RefSeq and is a predicted model, not a curated record. Gene Ontology annotation, cellular component: neuron projection. NCBI's taxonomy places the organism in Eukaryota, Metazoa, Arthropoda, Insecta, Lepidoptera, Noctuidae. Bases 155 to 1348 code for a protein of 397 amino acids. The transcript is spliced from 10 exons.
CCUAGAUCGCCGCUCCGAAUCAAACCCGAGCGAACAUCGUGCCCGCCGCCGCUCCCGCGUUCCAAUUACGAAAACUUUUUGAAAAAUGCGCCGUUCUAGAAUUUGGAACGUUUUUUGAAUUUAGUUGGUUUUGUCGUUGUUUUUGUUUGUGAAGAUGAGUUGGUUGAAGAACUUUGUGAUGAAGUGGCCUCAGUUGCUUGUACUCGGAGUUUCAGUGUUGUUUCGAUGUACGGAUUCUGUCGAUCUGCCUCGGUUCGUGGGACCAGGCUCCAACGUCACGGUGGCAGUCGGCAGGGAUGCCGCGCUUACCUGUAGAGUUGAUAAUUUACAGUCAUUUAAAGUGGCGUGGCUCCGAGUGGACACGCAAACUAUCCUCACAAUAGCCGCCCACGUGAUCACCAAGAAUCACCGCGUCAGCGUCAGCCACGGAGACGGCGCGUGGACGCUCACGCUCAAGGAGAUCGGCCCGGCUGAUGGCGGCCGAUACAUGUGUCAAGUCAACACCGAGCCGAUGAUGAGCCAGACACAUCUGCUACAAGUCGUUGUUCCUCCGGACAUCGAUGACGACGCCAGCAGUGGGGAGGUGCUGGUUAAAGAAGGCGAGAACGCGGCGCUCCGGUGCGUCGCCUCUGGCACGCCGCCACCCAACAUAGCCUGGAGGAGAGAAGACUCCAGGCAUUUCAAGAUUGAUAACCAAACACUGGUGUCAAAAUGGAGCGGGCCCUGGUUAAACCUGACGGCCGUCGAGCGAGUGCUGUCAGGCGCGUACCUCUGUAUCGCCACGAAUGGCGUGCCGCCGUCAGUGAGCAAGAGGAUCCAGAUUAAUGUGAUAUUUGCCCCAUCAGUAUGGGCAGGAAGGGUCGCCAUAAGGGCCCCAUCAGGCAGCGCCGUCACCCUGCAGUGUACCGCUGAAGCGUUUCCCGUGCCGCAAGUGCACUGGACGCUCAAUGGGGAACAGCGGCUUGUUAACGGCACUAAACAUAGACUAAGCAUGACGUCCCGCGGCUACCGGCACACGGUGAGCCUCAUGGUGACGGAGAUGUCGCGGGAAGACGCAGGCGCAUACCGCUGUCAUGUGGAGAACACACAGGGGAGGGCGCAGGCUGAACUGUUUCUACAUUUACUAACAACAACAACUACGACGACCACGACCACGACCACAACUACGACGACGACUACGACAACAACUACAUUGCCGCCGCCAACUACUACGCUGUUACCUUAUGAUACAGAGAGACAUUUGGAGCAGCUGCACCGCGGGGUGCUAGAAGACCCUGGUCUGGACAAUCCUUACAUUGUGCUCAGCCAACACCAAAUGCAGAAUCUUGAAAUGGUGACGACAAUGUGACCUCCGGCCGGUGCGCGUGGGCCGUGGGCGGAGGGCUGGCCGCCGCUGCACGACGCCGCGCGCGCCGCCGCGCCGGGAGCGCUGGUACUGCUCGCAGUCCUACUGUUGGCGUGACACUGCACAAACGUAUAAGUAAACAUGAGGUUGUUAUCACACGUGCUGUGUGUAUACUGAUGUAAGGCAACGGAAAAGCCAGGGUGUCGCAAUAGUAAAAACUAAUUGCACUAAUUUUGCGUUUGUACACUGAUAUGAAAAGAAAGCGUUCAGAGCAGAACUUUUUCUAGUUUAUCAGCAUGUUAUAGACUAGUGAAUCAACUUCUACCCCCUAAUAUUUUCAACCCUUAUAUGCUCGGUUUUUCUAAAGCAAUUAGGUGCACGACACUUUCGGGGCUUCAGACAAAUGACAUGGGUCUCGCUGAAUUUUGUUACUAUAGAUUCGUUCAUACGCAUAUACAGCAAUUUGGCAAAAACGAAUAAAAUCAGCUAGUUUCAAACAGGAAUCGUCAGUGUGAAACCAGGUAUGAACAAGAACCAGGGUCGUAUAAUUUUGAUGUUACCUUAUAUCAGUAUAUACGCAGCAUUUCAGCAUAAAUUAAUUUGAGACGAUAAAAACAUUUGACUUGUAAAUUAUAAACUGUAAUGUAACAACGACUGCUGAACACAAUUUUGUAUCAUUUAAUGUAUAUAUUUUAAGGUCGUAUAGAAGCUGUAAAUAAUUUUGCACGAAGAUAGUCAUAUCAAUUUAUAGGACACUAUUAUGAAUAAAUCAUUGUUAGUGCGUCUGAUGUUAUCAUAUUGUGAUGUUCGACUCGUUUCUAACAAAAACCAUUUCAUCAACAUUUAGUUUGUUUCAAUGAUUUCAAUUUGAAUACGUACAAUUAAUUUUGCAAAUGGAAACUUUGAUGUGCUGAGCUGAAAUCAAUAUUAUGUUAAACUAGUGUAAAGGUGAAUAUUGUAACGAGGUCGAACAAUAAAAUAGUAUUGACGUUUU